Molecule: messenger RNA, 883 nt
Organism: Temnothorax curvispinosus
Lineage: Eukaryota; Metazoa; Arthropoda; Insecta; Hymenoptera; Formicidae
Exons: 2
Source: RefSeq, a predicted model, not a curated record
ACUGAUAAUGGCUUAAUCCGACUCCACUCUUGUUCGGAUUGUAGUUUGUUCUCGCGGGACGGUGCAUCCUCCAACUGCAGAUAGUAUCAACAACGUGACAAAAACCAUUAGGGCUAGAUUGAAUGAAGUUUUUUUCAUGGUGACUACGCGAAGCGCUUUUCACGGUGACUACAUCUUGUAAUAGAUUAAUGGUGGAUUUAGUGUUGACAAAGUGACCACCACCAGCACGAACGAUGAUUUGUGCGAGGACAUAUAAUAAAGAAGGUGAAUUUUCUGCGUGGCGCAUGUGUAUGUGUUGACAUUGACAUUGCAACAGCAGCAGCAAACGCUCGCCGGUAAUCACUUAAUAUAGAGUCAGGAGCACCAGGAGCACGGUGCUGUUGUGUCUGCCGAGAGUCACGCGGUCGACAGGUUUCGUGGUGAGGCUGGGCGUACGGCGCAAGGGAAACCGCGGUCGUAGCUCCGGGAAAUGAUAGCGUUGAAGAUUCCUCUACGCAUUAGAUUGACGUAGACGACAACAAUGAGAAAGAGGCGACGAAUGUCGAAGAAAGCAAUGGCUGAAUCAUGAAUCCGUCGACCAUCGUCCAGCAGCAUCAAGCGGUCGCCACCACAAAUGUCGAUGUCGUCCUACCAAACACUGAUCCGUCGAUUUUCGGUGCAAUCUCCGUGACGGAUUCGACGGAAGUGCGUGUGGGUAACGAGACCAUCUACAAUGGGCCGAUUACCAUAAACCAAUUCGUUUACACGAAUCUUACUCCGAAUCAGGAUGCGAUUGAACUUGACGUUAUCAACGCCUCCGACAAUAUCUCGGAUUUGUCGACGAGUCAGGACAACGAAAUUCCAAAUGAAUCAAUUUUUCCACAAAAUACUGAAUUAAAUAAAG